UUCUUUAGAUUGAAUCUGAUCCAUGCUCAGCCAGUGGGCUUGUAGCCCCGCCUCUUCCAGCUCUAUCUAUAUUUACACACCAGCAGCAGAACUGUACAUCACUGCAGCUGCUCGGAGAUGUUUGUCUAGCACAGAGUUUCAGUUAGACAUCCAGCAUGACUGACAGUCAAACAGACGCGGAGCAGCCGGAGGUGAAGCGCGAGAACGGGGGCAGUAAACUCGCCCUGAGCGACGACAAAGCCCCACCGUCCGAACCGGCAGAGUUGGAGCCCCCGGAGGGCGGAUGGGGCUGGGUGGUGAUGCUGGCCGCUAUGUGGUGCAACGGCUCGGUGUUCGGGAUCCAGAACGCGUUCGGCAUCUUGUUCGUGUCUCUGCUGAAAGAGUUCGGCUCCGAGAACGACGAAGACCUCCGCUUCAAAACAGCAUGGGUCGGUUCUCUCUCCAUGGGUAUGAUCUUCUUCUGCUCACCAAUCGUCAGUGUAUUCACCGAUCUGCUCGGUUGCCGGAUAACAGCGAUUGGAGGCGCUGCCGUGGGGCUUGUGGGACUUCUGGCCAGUUCAUUUGUCACGUCUCUCGGGCCAUUGUACUUCACCUAUGGCAUCGUGUUUGCGUGCGGGUGCAGUUUUGCUUAUCAGCCGAGUCUGGUGAUCUUGGGUCACUACUUCAAGCGCAGGCUUGGCCUCGUGAACGGCAUCGUGACGGCGGGCAGCAGCGUGUUCACUAUCACGCUCCCGUACAUGCUGUCAGGUCUGCUGGAUCGUGUGGGGCUGCAGAACACGAUGCGGGUGCUGGCCAUCUUCAUGUUUAUCCUCAUGCUGGCGGGCUUCACCUACAAACCUCUCCUGCCCAAACCCGUGAGCAGCAGUAAGUCUGGCAGCCGCUGUCCAUCCCUCAACAAGGUGUUUAAUAUGCACAUCUGGAAGUCUCUGGGAUAUCGCAUCUGGGCGUUUGGAAUACCUGCAGCCCUGUAUGGAUACUUUGUGCCUUAUGUUCACCUGAUGAAACAUGUAGAGGAGCGGUUUGGAGUGAAUGCUAAUAAAGAGGUUCUGCUCACGUGUAUCGGCAUCACGUCUGGAGUGGGUCGUCUUAUCUUCGGCAGAGUGGCGGACUACGUACCUGGAGUCAACAAAGUCUACCUACAGGUGUCUUCAUUCCUGGUCAUCGGCGUGAUGUCUAUGAUGAUUCCUCUGUGUCACAUCUUUGGCGGGCUGAUCGCCGUGUGUCUGCUCAUGGGUCUGUUUGAUGGUUGUUUCAUCUGCAUCAUGGCUCCCAUCGCCUUUGAGCUGGUGGGCUCUCAAAACGUGUCACAGGCCAUUGGCUUCCUCCUGGGCAUGAUGUCCGUCCCCAUGACUGUAGGACCUCCGAUUGCAGGAUUCCUACGGGACCGUCUGGGCAGCUAUGACGUGGCAUUUUACCUGGCGGGCAUCCCUCCCAUCAUCGGUGGAGCCGUUCUGUGUCUGAUCCCGUGGGUGGAGGCGAAGAGGAGGAGGAAAGAGCAGGAGGAAGCUGCCGACACCACCGAGAAAAUGCUGGAACACAAGAGCGACACACAGGAUGACACAGACAGCAGAGUGAAAACUGACGACCUGAAAUCUGUUGUCUGAGAAAAACACAAUAUCACCAACAGAGACACUGAAAAAGGUGUGUUCAAUAAAAAUAUGAAUCAUUUACUUUUCUAUCCCUUUAUUUACUACAGAAGUAAAGAAACACUUUAGUGGAACAUGAAGAAUGGGUGAUCUGAAGAGGUGCAUCAUUCAUGUUUUUAAAUGGAAAUUGUAUGAACUUUGAACAGUUGUUCAUUAAGAAGGGAAAAUGAAUUCUUACAAUGAAUCGAGCUUUAAUUUGGUUACAUGUGGCAUAGAAAUGAAAAAUUGCUGCACGUAUUCAUUUCCUUCUCCACUUGCAUAACUUAAUGAGUGUAUUUGCAUAUGUACACUUUAUUCAACAUAAGCUCUUGAGGAAAUGUCACUAUAUCUCUCUGUUUUACUUUAAAAUCACAAAUGAGGAAACAUAAAUGCUGAUUUGACUUAAUCUGAAUUUAUUUUAUUAAGUAGUGUUAUUAGAUUAUUAUGCAAGGAAAACAAGCCAAAUUCAGUCCAUUCAGUGUAAAGUUUUGAAAUUGAAAGUAUUGUUCUAAAAAUCAAACGUGUAUUUGACAGCAUGUUUGAGAAAUGAAUGUUUACAUGCGUUUUACACCCAACAGGGCAGAUAUUAGUAUUUGCUUUUCUAUGCAGUUGCUUUAAAUUGAACUAAUGUGGGAAAGAUCUUAAAGUGUGUUCAUUGAUCCAGACGUGUUACCGUAGUGACCUCCAUUAGAUAUACAUUACAGUUGAAGUGUCAGUCAAAUUUCAGAACCUUUUUUUCAAUGUAAAAUGACAAGUGAUUAUUAUUAUUAUUAUUGUGUGUGUACCGUGCACAUCUGCAACGUCAUUUCAUAUCAUUCUUGGCAACACUUUAUAAUACGUUUCUAAACAUUAAUAUUAGUUGAUACACAAACAGUUACAAUAUUUUUACUGCAUUUAUCAAUCUUGAUUAUUGUUAACUUCUAAAUCUAGUUUUGUUUAUUACAGAAGCCCUGAACUGCACUGUAAAAAAAAAGUUUUUUUAGGUGUCUUAGUGCCUUCCUGAGCCUAUGUCCUACAAAUAUUUUUUUCUCUUUCUCAAUUAAAAAUAAAUAAAUAAAUAAAAUAAAAACAUUCUCUUUUUUUUCUUAUCAAAGAAAAAAAAAGUUAAAAGUUUUGGUUUUGUUUUUGUCCUCAAAAGGCAACACAUGAGGAAACAAAUCAUAAAGACAUCUAUCUAGCGCAUGUUUACAUGGGCCAACAAAUGAAAAAAGCACACUGUCAAUAGCAGCAUAAAUAUUCACAGUGGUGAAUGUCAUCAAACAACUAGAAAUAACUCCCGUUGAUACACUUGACAACCAAUGCCAUAUGAAACAUAUGUAACCUGAGGUAUAUUCAUUGAACUGUGUUUUCAUGUAGUAGUAGACUUUCAAACAUUAUAUUUGUUUCUUUCCUUGAUUAAGGAUUGCAAAACAUUCUUGUUAAAGUAUUAUACAACUAUAAAUCAACAGAUCAAGUAUCACAGCUCUCAUCUGUCACUUUGUAAUAGCUUUGCAAUGGUAUGAGAUUUUCACUGAACAAUAACCGUCUCAGAAAAUAUCACGGUAUACAGUAUUACACAAUUAUUAUUAUCAGUUACAAUGACCCUUUUUUUGGUUGAACAAACACUUUAUUAUAAUUGAAACUUGAAACAAUUUUUUUUAAUGGAAGUAUGUGUAAAAAAAAAAAAAAAAAGUCUUCCUUUUGAAAAUAAAUAGAAUAAAUAAGAAAACUAACAGAACUAUAAUAAUAAACCAAAUUAUAAACAUGAUAAAAAAAUAGCAUGUAACUAUAACAUAACUAAAGCAUGUUAGUUUACAUGUUUAAUUAACUACUAAAUGAAAAAUAACAUCAGCUGUGUGAGCUUUUAAAGUAAUGUGCUACAAUUAUUAAUAAUUAACAUAUACUGUAUGUGCACGACAGCACAGCCAGAUUGCUCCUGUCUGUUUUUUUUUUUUUUUUUUUUGACUGCUCCUGUCUGUACCUUUAACUCAACUUUAACAACUACGUGUUUCUCAACUGGUUUUGCUAAAGGACAGAUUUUACAUUGGAACUCAAGAGGCGACCCACCAUAGUAAAAACGUAACUUGUAUUUAAUGUAUCCUGGGUCACAUUUCCUAUAGUUUUGUUCAUGGUUUUCAAGUACAAGGACAUGCAUCAAGUGACAUUAUUUUUGUUGUUGACGUCAACAACAAAAGCGACAGGAAGUUCUCUCUCCCCCUUUUUAAAAAUUGAAGAGCAUAUUUACUUAUAUGAGCCCAUUAUUAUCCCGUUUGUUUCUAAUUUCAAACAUAAUUCAAACAGAACAUACAUAUUACACAAGAGGAAAGGCUCCUCAUUACCAUGGUUAGGUCAGAGUAAAUAAUAAUAAAUUAUAGUAUUUAUGAAAAAAUAAAUACUAGCUGAAACACAUCUUGAAACUACAGCUGCCACUGUUGAUAUAAAAUGAGGUCUAAUAGAUUCUACCUUUAGAUUAUUUCAUAUGAAACUAUAACAUUUUAUCAAAAUAUAACAGUUACUCAUGUACAAUUGUGAAACAAUUUUGUAAAGGUGAUGGUGUAUAAUAAUAAAAAAUAGCGCUUAGCACAGUGUUGCUCUUUUCCUCCUCAGUGCUGUUUAGCAUCAGGGCUGACUACUGUUCGAGAGGUUUGACUUGACUUCCUUCGUAAUGCUUUAAACUAGAAAAGUCUCACUAGAAUUGAAAUUGGUCACAUCAGUUUUGAGGUCUGUGCGCCACAAUAUCGCGUCAGAGAGCAAAGCAGAUCGUUAACGUGAGCUAACACGUGCGAAAUUGCGGAUGAGAAUCCUUUAACUGAUUGCGAGAUUAUCAUUACAUCUGCCUCGGCAGUCCUAAAUAGACUCUCACUUGGGCAG
Molecule: messenger RNA, 4475 nt
Organism: Myxocyprinus asiaticus (Chinese sucker)
Lineage: Eukaryota; Metazoa; Chordata; Actinopteri; Cypriniformes; Catostomidae
Product: monocarboxylate transporter 10-like
Exons: 6
Coding region: 156-1604 (482 amino acids)
Biological process (GO): transmembrane transport
Molecular function (GO): monocarboxylic acid transmembrane transporter activity
Source: RefSeq, a predicted model, not a curated record